AUGGAGACUCUGAACCGCACCUUCAAAAACGCCACCACCGCCCUCUGGAACGAGUUCCAACCCGGCGAACAGCAACAGCUCCAACCGCACGGCGACGAGCCCUUGUCUGGAAUCCAGGGGAAGGGCACAGCGACUGAUCCGUACGAUGGCGGGAACCGUGAUGAACAACCCGGCGCCCCCCACACAGAAGCCAAUACCGCCGUGAUCCCCGAGCCCCUCGUGUCCGUCACGGGGGCCUCCGUCCAAGACCACGCCAAGAACCCCAAGUCGCCCAGCAACGCCGACGUGGCGUUGAAGAGUGUCAUCGUCGACGAGCCCCUGCAGCAGCGACAGACCCAAAAGAUGGAGACCCCCGACCCGUUGACCGCCGCCGCGCCCACGGCUGCUGCCGAGGCGGCCGGCGCGCCGAGCAGCGGGUCGCAUGGCGUGAAGCAGUUGGCUGCAUCGGGGGUGGGGCUGGGCAAGACGCAGGUGUCGAGUACGGGUGGGGUGUCGGAGCAGAGGGGCAGUUUGCCUGUUUCAUCUCAGAGUAUCGCAGCUUCGAGGGGUGAGAAGAUGGCCGGGGGGUCUGGAGCUGCCGCUGCCGCUGGAGCAACGCUCGCUAUCCGGGAGAAGGAGAAGGAGAAGGAGAAGACGAAGGAUGAGAUCCUGCAGGAGAAUAGGGGACUCCCUGCCCCGGAGGGCAUGGGGCCUGAGCAGAAAUCGUCUUCCACUGGUACUGCAGCAGCUACAGCCGGCGGCAGCACCGGCACCGGCGCCCUCCAGACCCGAGACACGCCCGCGACCAUCCCCGACUCCAGUAUCUCCGCCGACGAUAAGGCUUAUAGUUCAUCUAAGGCGAAGCCCACCACCACCACCACCUCCUCCGCAUCUCAACCCCAGCAGCAGCAGCAGCAGCAGCAGCAGCAGCUCAAACCCACCACCUCCAAAUCCACACCCACAGCCACAAAACCCACCAGCGCAGCAGGUGCAGCAGCAUCAGACACCGAAUCCGUCGGCCCCACCAACGAGACCAAGGAAGCCCGCGACUUGACUGCUACUACUUCCCCUACUGAACACCAACACGAGGCAGAGACCGACACACUCCCCCGCGGCAAUACCAAAAUCAGCGAGGAGGCGCUCAAGGGCCCGCACACCCCGGCGCCGCGCGAGCCGUUCGAGUUCGAGAAGCGGCUGGGGUCGAAGGGGGGUCCUGCUAAGUCUGAUGCUGGUGCUGCAGCUGGAGGUGGAACCGGAGCAGCGGACGAGGCCGAGAAGCACGGGAAGGGCCAUGGUCAGGGCAAGAUGGCGCAUUUGAAGGAGAAAGUUGGGAAGGUGUUGCAUCAUGGGAAGUAA
This is a messenger RNA of Aspergillus aculeatus ATCC 16872, 1335 nucleotides long. RefSeq lists its product as uncharacterized. The record is from RefSeq and is a predicted model, not a curated record. The transcript has 3 exons. Bases 1 to 1335 code for a protein of 444 amino acids. NCBI's taxonomy places the organism in Eukaryota, Fungi, Ascomycota, Eurotiomycetes, Eurotiales, Aspergillaceae.